Messenger RNA from Peronospora belbahrii, 1686 nucleotides. Lineage: Eukaryota; Oomycota; Peronosporomycetes; Peronosporales; Peronosporaceae. The record is from the annotation of a GenBank genome assembly.
AUGCCGCCCCGAAGUUCGCUAAAGAAACACGACACGGCCGCAGAGUCACGCUCACAGAAAGCACGACGUCAACGUACUACUACAAAUGUACGCAAGGAUAAACGCCGUGCUACUGUACAAACCAAACGGCGACGUUUAAUGUCAGCUGAUCAGCCACCGCUUACAGGCCGCAGCAUUGCUGAAUUGGUGCAGAUUCUUGGAGACACGACUAAUGUAUCGAUUGCUAAGAGCCAGGCACGUUUUGAUACACUGAAGGAAAUUCGCGUGUUGCUGGCGACCUACGAAAAGGACUACAAACAGGUUGAGGAGAUCAUCGAGUCUGGGAUUGUGCCAAUCAUGGUAUCGCUGCUAAACUCGGCGUCACCACUUGUCAGUGCUACACGUGCGGGAGGAGAAGUGUACCGUGAGAUCAUGUGGUGUUUGAUUAAUAUUACUAGUGGCCAGUAUGAGCACACAAAACUAGUGCUACCGGCAGUGCCUCGACUGUUACAAUUUUUAGAAGGGUCCAAUCAUUUGUUGGCUGAGCACGCCGCUUGGGUGCUUGGUAAUAUUGCAGCAGACUGCGAGGAGUUUCGCCAGCAUCUUAUUACUAAUGGAGCUGUGGUGCCAUUGGUAAAGAGAUUGAGUAAUCCUAGCGAGAGGGAAUUAGCUAAAAUCAGUGCAUGGGCACUGUCAAAUUUGGCUCGUGGUUUCGAAACUUCAUCCAAGUCUUUUGUUGAUGCUGGUAUUAUUCCUGUGGUCGUUAAUGGGCUGUUGCAGCCCAGCUCAGCCAUUACUUUCAGUGAGGAGAUUGUGGUGGAAGUUGCGUGGUUGUUGAGCUUUUUAUCGGCACGAGAAGAAGAGUAUCUGAAGCUGAUGCUGGAGAAUGGGCUCGUGGAAUUGCUGCUGUCGUAUUUCUCGACCAAUAAUGAGCUAUUACUGACUCCAAUUUUGCGCGUGUUCGGUAAUAUUUGCUGUGGUUCGCCGGACCAUCAUACGGAUGCAUGGCAAAUGCCACACGUUCGUCGUUUAUUGAGUGCAGACUCUGUAGUUUUGCCAAAGUUGCGUGAGUUUCUACAGCCGCAGCAAGCAGGAGUGCAACAGAAAUCAUUAGCGGCUGAAGCAGCGUGGGUGGUUUCUAACCUGGCGGCAACUGACGCGUCUGUCGUAGAACUGCUGAUGCAGGCACAGUUACUUCCGCUAUUGGGCCAGCAGUUUAUAGAUGGCAGCUAUGAGGUACGACGCGAGGUGGCAUUUGCGCUCACCAAUAUCGCUUUAACCAGUGCAGGACACAUGAAGGAUGUGCUGGCACUGGGUGUUGUAAAAGGCUUUUUGCAUUUGCUUACCGUCGCUGAUGUUGGCAUCGUUGGUAAUUCGCUACGCUUUAUCGAGAACGUGUUGCGUGUAGCGCCUGACGGAGUUUCACUCGUUGAGGCAAACGAAGGCAUUGACGCACUGGAAACUGUACAAUUUGAGUGCAACGAGGAGCAUUUAUCGCAGUGGGCAGGCGCGCUAGUCAACGAAUUCUACGGAGAAAAUUACGGCGUCAAUUCGCCUCCAAAUGCCGCUGGAGCAUCUAUUGGUUUUGAUGUGCGGUCAGGAGAUUCCGUUCAGUUCUCAUUUGGUGCUCAUGAGGAGGCACCAAUUUUAAGUUCUGGAGGUCGAGGUCGUGGAGUGCAUAUGACCACACCAGCGUGGAAAAAGUAA